AAGUUUUGAAUAUACCAUGGUCUGAUUUACUGCAGGCAUCACAUGCCCUUAGCAGCUGCAAACAAACAAAUUGUUUAUAAAGCCCACAAACUGUUGGAGGAUUUGACGAAAAGAAUCAAACAUGGAGGAAUCUGAGGAUUUUGGACUUUCUCUAACAGGGUUAUUUUUUGAAAGACCAACUUCAAACAAAGUGUUUGAGGACCAAACACUAAAAAGUUGGCUACAUGCACCAGUUCCUUCUAUUGCUGAAAUUCCACUUACUCAAGAUCUUCAAAAAGAGCUAACAGAAGUGAAAUCAGCAGCAAGUAAACCAAAACCAAAAAUUUUUACACCACCAUUUAAAAAAAUACAUGCAAAAGAAAACUCUUUUCCAUUGACACAUGCCUCCCUGUAUGGAAUUAAUUUGAACGCUAACACGAUGCCAAAGACAGGAUAUGCAAGUCCAAGGAAUGUGUCAUUAACAUUACCCUGGUUUACAUAUGGUGAGGAUGAGCUUCAACAUACUGAUUUUCCAGAAUCUCGACAGAGGUCUUUUGAAGACAACAUUGACACAGCCAAAGAUGACUGUAUUAGUGAUUUUAAAAAAAGUUUGUUUGAAAACGAUUCCUUGGAAAUUGAAGAACAGCUUGCGGCAACAGAGAGUAACAGUUCAGAAACCCCAGAAUCAAUACUCGAAGCAGACUAUAAUAAAUGCCUUCCUCGACUUGCAUCAUAUAACAUACUUAAGGACAGCAAUUGCUUUUUUCAAGAUGAUAAAAUAAUUCAAAAAGCAAGCAAUUUACCACCAUCUUUAAAAUCCAUUGGAUCAACAGAUACAACCCAGUCUGCAAUAUUAAAACCUGUUACUGAAAUUCCUAAACAGUUUAGGAACAUUUUCAAAGAGUUCCCUUAUUUUAAUUAUAUACAGUCUAAAGCCUUAGACGAUCUUCUUUAUUCAGAUAAAAACUUUGUUAUUUGUGCUCCAACUGGAUCUGGGAAGACCGUAAUAUUUGAACUAGCAAUUACAAGAUUAUUAAUUGAAGCACCAAUGCCUUGGUCUAACAUUAAAGUUGUAUAUAUGGCACCCAUGAAAGCUUUAUGUGGUCAACGAUUUGAUGACUGGAAAGAAAAAUUUGGACCCAUUGGGCUAAAUUGCAAGGAGCUCACAGGAGAUACUCAGAUGGAUGAUCUUUUUGAGAUUCAGCAUGCUCACAUUAUUAUGACAACUCCAGAAAAAUGGGAUACCAUGACCAGGAAAUGGAGAGAUAACACUUUGGUUCAACUUGUACGUCUAUUUCUUAUUGAUGAGGUGCACACAUUGAAAGAUGAAAGUCGAGGAGCGACUCUUGAAGUUGUAGUUAGCAGAAUGAAAACAAUGCAAUCUUCUAUUUCACGGAUUUCCAAGGAAUCUGAACUACAUGUACCUAUAAGAUUUGUGGCAGUCUCUGCAACUAUUCCAAAUGCUGAAGAUAUUGCUGAAUGGUUGUCAGAUGGAAAACAAUCUGCCAUUUGUAUGAAAAUGGAUGAAACACAACGACCUGUAAAGCUUCGCAAAGUAGUUCUAGGGUUUCCUUGCAGCAAUAACCAAACAGAGUUUAAGUUUGACUUGACCCUUAACUACAAAAUUGCUGGUGUAAUACAAACAUAUUCAGACCAGAAACCAACUCUUGUAUUCUGUGCUACAAGGAAAAGUGUGCAACAGGCAGCUGCGAUUCUUGCAAAAGAUGCCAGGUUUAAUAUGGGUAUUGAACAUAAACAAAGGCUUCGAAAGACAGCUGGUUCAUUAAAAGAUGCUAAACUCAGGGAUCUAUUUUUAUAUGGUGUUGGAUACCACCAUGCUGGGGUGGAUGUGUCUGACAGAAAAAUAAUUGAAGCAGCAUUCACAAUGGGAGACCUGCCUGUUCUUUUUACUACCAGCACUUUGGCUAUGGGAGUUAACCUACCAGCUCAUUUAGUUGUUAUAAAAUCAACAAUGCAUUAUGCUUCAGGGAUGUUCCAGGAAUAUAGUGAAACAGAUAUUUUACAAAUGAUUGGAAGAGCCGGACGGCCUCAGUAUGAUACCACAGCAACAGCAGUUAUUAUGACAAGGAUAAACACAAGAGAGAAGUAUGUACACAUGUUAGAUGGUGCAGACACAAUAGAAAGCAGUUUGCAUAGGCAUUUAGUCGAACAUCUAAAUGCAGAAAUAACACUGCAUACCAUCACAGAUGUUAAUAUUGCUUUGGAGUGGAUACGAUCAACUUUUCUAUACAUCCGGGCUCUGAAGAACCCCUCUCAUUAUGGUUUUUCAAAAGGAUUAGACAAAAUGGGAAUUGAAGCAAAAUUGCAAGAACUUUGUUUGAAAAAUCUGAAUGAUUUAUCUUCUGUGGGAUUAAUUACGAUGGAUGAAGAGAUAAAUUUUAAGCCAACAGAGACCGGAAAGCUAAUGGCAUCAUACUAUAUUGCAUUUGACACAGCAAAGUUAUUUCACAGAAUUAGUGGAAUGGAAACUUUGUCAGAAAUGAUUGCAAUGAUAUCAACAUGCAAUGAAUUUUCAGAUCUACAAUUAAGGAUGAGUGAGAAGAAGAUAUUGAACACUUUGAAUAAAGACAAAAACAGGGCAACUAUUCGGUAUCCAAUGGAGGGAAAGAUCAAAUCUAGAGAAAUGAAAGUGAAUUGCCUUAUACAGGCCCAGCUUGGAUGUCUACCUGUUCAAGAUUUUUCACUGACACAAGACAUGGCGAAGAUUUUCAGGCAUGGCACCAGAGUUACUAAAUGUUUGUCUGAGUUUUUAGGGUUGCAAGAAAAUAAGUUUUUUGCAUGUUUAAAUGCAUUGAUCUUGGCAAAGUGCUUCAGAUGUAAGCUAUGGGAAAACUCAUCACAUAUAGCUAAACAACUUGAAAAAAUUGGUGUCUCAUUGUCCAAUGCUAUGGUUAAUGCUAAUCUCACAACAUUUAAAAAAAUAGAAGAUACCAAUGCAAGAGAACUUGAGCUGAUUGUCAACAGACACCCUCCAUUUGGAAAUCAAAUAAAAGAAUCAGUAAUGCAUCUCCCAAAGUAUGAAAUUGGAUUUGAGCAGCUAGCACGAUACAGCCCAACUGUGGCGGAAAUUGUUAUCACCAUUCUGCUUACAAACUUCGAGCAAUUACUAAAGAAGAGAACAGCCUCUGAUUCACACCAUGUAACACUUAUAAUCGGAGAUGCUGAUAAUCAAGUAAUUUUUAAGCAGAAGAUUAUGGAUUCUGCUCUGUUAAAAACUGGAAGCUGGACAAGAAAAAUUGAGAUAAAAAGAGCUUCCAAAUCAGAGGAAAUUAGUGUAAAUCUCAUUAGUUCUGAAUAUGUUGGCUUCGAUAUUCAGCAAAGUUUCAGUAUUUUUUAUCUUGGUCCAAAAAGAUUUGGCACUGAAAUGAUGGAUCAGCAGAUUUCUCAAGCUACAAAGUCUAAUGCAAGCGACCAAAUUUAUUCUAAAACUGGAUAUUCCAGCUCACAGACGGCAAUAAAAAUUGGAAUGAGAGAAUGCAAUCAUCAUUGCCGAAAUAAAGAUGCUUGUGGACACGACUGCUGUAAAACUGGAGUUUCUCAUAAGGCUGACAUUAAGACAAAUGCAAACUUUGCUUCCUACCUAAGUGAUCUAAGGAGUCGAAAUUCAGUUUCAUCGGCUCCACCAGUAAAGAGACUAAAGAUGCAAAUGGAAAACAAAAGUGAAAAUUUGAAUUUUCAGAAGUUUGUAUUCUCACCUAAAGCAUCUAUGACAACAUCAAAAUGGUCAACAAGCUUGAAAAGGCCAGAAAAAUGUGCAAUCCAACUAGAUCAUAGCACCGCAAAUUAUACACAUUCACCACAAGAUGGCGCAGCAUGGAAAUACUCAGAAAGUGCAAGUUAUGAAAAACAUGAAACUUUACCAUCAGCAAUAAAAACUGCAAGGAGUAAUCUCACUGAUGCAGACAAAAGCAAUUCAUGGCCUGCAAAGUCUUUGAAUAUAACUUUUGAUUUAGGAAAUGAUGUAUGGGCUGAUUUUGAUGAUGACAAAUUAAUAGAUGCUAGCAAUAUUGGAAGUCCAGUGGAGAAAGGAAAAGGAAAUUACAGCAAGGUGAGGAAAUUUUCUGAAUUCCUGUCUAAUCCAUGGCAGCAUCACGAUAGGGUAAUACCCAUGCUCAACUCAGAGGAGGGAAAUAAAAACCAAGACCAACGUAUAAUGCACAAAAUAAAUUCCCUAUUUGAUCAGAAUCAUGAAACUAAGGAAAGGACAUUCCGUCCAAACUCUGUGGCCAUUCGGGACCACACAUCCAAGGCAUAA
This is a messenger RNA of Pelobates fuscus (common spadefoot toad), 4255 nucleotides long. RefSeq names its product helicase for meiosis 1 (gene HFM1). The record is from RefSeq and is a predicted model, not a curated record. The transcript has 36 exons. The coding region runs from base 122 to 4255 and encodes 1377 amino acids. Lineage: Eukaryota; Metazoa; Chordata; Amphibia; Anura; Pelobatidae. Gene Ontology annotation, molecular function: ATP binding; nucleic acid binding.